AUGUUCCAAUUUGGGUCUAGAAGAGCCAUUCACAGUGUGCCUCGGCUGCCAGGGCUGAAUGAGCUGACGAAGACAGGCAUACCGGGCGUAUUGAGUCCACUUGGAUUCGAAGUGGCGUGGAAACAACAGCAGCAAGCGUUAUGUGAUAAAUUAACGUUGGCAACGAGUGGGACGUCGCUGGAAUCAUAUUUACCGUUCCAUUUGGUGUUGAAUACGGCCAAGAAACCGUUCCAGACGAAUAUUUUCAAUUUGGCUUCAGCUGCGCAUAAUAAUCAUUUGUUCAUUGAGAACAUUUUACCAAGCGGUAGUGGUAGUGGUAAUGGUAAUGGUCGCGACGUUUCGUCACGGCUAUUCCAAUCGCGAAUCGAAGAACAGUACCAGUGUAGCUGGGACGAGUUGAAGCGCGAAAUGGUGCGUCGCGCCGAGACUGAGGUUCUGGGCCAGGGUUGGUUGUUCCUUGUAGAAAACAGCGACAAAGAGUUACACAUUUUGACGGUACAGAAUCACGGAACACCGUACUAUUUCCCUCGCAACCAGACGUUCGACAUGAACUCUGCGUUGUCGCUCGAAGAGUUUACGCAAUUCAACGCAAUUCAAAAAGCUGUACAAAACGGUACCAAGAUCCAAGAUUGGACCAUGCCUCUCAUUGCUGUGAGUUUGUGGGACCAUGUGUAUUUGCAUGAUUACGGUGUCAAAGGUCGUUCUAAGUACGUCGAAAAGGUACUCGACAAUCUGAAUUGGUCCGUCGUGAACUCAAGGCUAUAUUCUGGCCAGACCUGA
Messenger RNA from Lachancea mirantina, 780 nucleotides. The record is from the annotation of a GenBank genome assembly. Lineage: Eukaryota; Fungi; Ascomycota; Saccharomycetes; Saccharomycetales; Saccharomycetaceae.